CUCUCGGGUUCUUGUCACUCCUUGACAGUCCGUGUCAUUCUUUUCCAUUGCCCCGGGCACUCCUGACUUGUAGUUAAAUUGACUGCUCUACCAGCGGGGCUGGCCUCGAGCAUUUCCUUCCUUACCAUGACCGAUCAACCUACUCGAGUCCUCUUCCUGGCCAACAGCGAACAUGGUCAAACGAACAUUAUCCUGGCAAUCACACACGAGCUCCUCGUCCAGGGCAACGUUGAAGUCCAUAUUGGCUCGUUCCCCGUCCUUGAAAAACGGGUGGAGAAACUUUUGGCAGACAACGCAGAUGCUUAUGAUGAGUCCUUCCGGUCGCGUGUUCACUUCCACCCUGUGAGGGGCCCAUCUAACACCGAUGUUUUUAUUCGCACGGGUAAACGCGGUGCCUUUCAUCCUCCGGGGUAUCAUGGCGCCGUGCUGGGCUUCCAGUCUCUGUGCGAGGACAUCUGGGGGUGGACGGAGGAGGAGUACGUUGACAUUUACGAGAGCUGUGUCGAGAUCAUCAACGAGGUGAAGCCAUCGACGAUUGCCAUUGACUUUUUCUUUUUGCAAGGGAGAGAUGCUGCUUACAACACGGGGCACACAGCCAUUCUCAUCAACACGACAUCCCUCAGCCAUAUUGUGCUGGGCAUGCAGCCCAAUUCCGCUGCCUUGUGGAAAUACCCACUCCCGGGAACUGGUUUCCCUUAUCCUAUCCCUUGGCAUCUCAUCCCGCUGAAUAUCAUGGCUGUCCUCAAGACGGCCAAGAUGUAUCACGGCAGUGGCAGACGUCGCGAGAUCCGUGAAUGGCGGAUUAAGCACAAAAUCCACGGUCGCUUUCCAUUUGCCGAUGCCUGGCGUCCAGACCGGUAUCAUAUCUCGCCAGGUUUGAAGGAGCUGGACUGGCCGUUUAGCAAGGUGCCCGACAACAUUCUCCCGGCUGGUCCUAUCCUGCUGCCCACGGCCUCGGUCGAGAAGCAGGACCCGGAAAUGGCGCGCUGGCUCAACCAGGCUCCGACCAUACUGGUCAACCUGGGCACUCUGUAUGCCCCUGAUCCAAAGGUGGCUGAGAAUAUUGCCACCGGGUUGAAGGGCUUCCUCAACUCGUGGAAAGGCGGAAAGGUGCAGAUUCUGUGGAAGCUGCCCAAGCACCCACACGACGAGGACGACAUCUACACUCGGUCAAUCGAGCCUCUUAAGAAAGAGACAGAAGAGGGCAGCGUGUUGAUCCGUCCCUGGUUCGAGGUCGAGCCCAUGGCGAUGCUGCAGACGGGGCAGAUUGUCUGCUCGGUUCACCACGGCGGUGCCAACUCGUGGUACGAGGCUAUUCAAAACGGUGUCCCUCAUGUAGUCCUUCCUGCCUGGCAAGACUGCUACGAGAACGCUGCUCGUGCCGAAUGGCUCGGUAUCGGGGUGUAUGGCAACAAGAGUCGUGCUCCCAACAUCAGCUCCAAGGAGUUGAGCAAGGCUCUUCUGAAGGUCAUGAAUAACCGCUCCUACAAGGAAAAGGCUACCGACAUUGCCAAGCUCUGCAAGAAGGAGGGCCGCGUUGCAGCCGCUGAAAAAAUCGCUGAGCUUGCUCGUAACCCUGAAAAGGCGACGGCGAUUCACAUCCCGCAGGCCAACCCUGAAGACCAACCACCGCUGUACGAGAUUAAGAACCGCGCAGGCAUGACGCUUCAAACUGCUCAAGAGCCCAAGACUGAGGGCAAGGGAGCAUCCAAACCCCUCCUUACCGACAUCGCCGAAUCCAUCCUGAUGACCCUCAUCUGCACCACCUGGUUCCACCUCCCUCUACUAGGCUACUCCCUCCUACUAGUCCCCCGUCUCCGCCUCUUCGUCCUGCUCUACAUCCUCUACAUCAAAUACUUCGCCAAGGCGCACAAAUCCGGCACCUUGCCCUACCGCAACGAUGCCUUCCGCACAUCCUUCAUCUGGAAAGUCUUCGCCUCUUACUUCCCCCUCACCCUGUACCGCUCUGCCCCCUUAUCCCCCCGCAAGAAAUACAUCUUCGGCUACCACCCGCACGGCGUCGCCCUCCGCGGCGCCAUCGGCGCCUUCGCCGCCGACCCCGUCGGCUUCUCCUCCCUCUUCCCAGGUAUCACCAACACCCUCCUCAUCAAAGACGACUUCUUCUACCAGCCCUUUCAACGCGAGUAUAUCCUCGCCAUCGGAGCGAGCGGCGUAUCCCGCACUUCGUGCAUCAAGCACCUCACCCGCGGCGGGCACGACGAGCGCGGCAUGGGCCGCUCCAUCGCCAUCACUGUCGGUGGUAGUCGGGAAUAUAACAUCGCCAAGCCCGGGACGAUGGGCGUGGUGAUUAAGAUCCGGAAGGGAUUUGUGCGGGUGGCGGUGGAGACAGGGGCGGAUUUGGUUCCGGUGGUGGCAUUUGGGGAGAAUGAGCUGUUUGAUUUGAUUGAUACGAAGUCGUCGUCGGUGUUGGGGGUGGUGGCUCGGGUUUGGGAGUUUGUAGUGGGUCAUCGUGUGGCGUUCUCGAAGGGAAGGUUUGGGAUGUUUUGUCCGCAUCGGAGACCGUUGAAUGUGGUUGUUGGGGAGCCGAUUGAGGUUGUGCAGCAGAGGUGGGAACCGGAUGAGAAGUAUAUUGAUCAGUUGCAUGGGGAGUAUGUCAAGAGGUUGGAGGGGUUGUGGGAGGAUUGGAAGGAGACGUUUGGGGUGGAGAGGGAUGUCAAGUUUGAGAUUGUGGAGUGAUUGAUACAUUUUUUCUUCCUUCUUUCUUCUUUGUUGGUUUUGUCUCUAUUCG
Aspergillus sclerotioniger CBS 115572 is the source of this 2749-nucleotide messenger RNA. RefSeq names its product Diacylglycerol acyltransferase family. The coding region runs from base 127 to 2697 and encodes 856 amino acids. Lineage: Eukaryota; Fungi; Ascomycota; Eurotiomycetes; Eurotiales; Aspergillaceae. Gene Ontology annotation, molecular function: diacylglycerol O-acyltransferase activity; UDP-glycosyltransferase activity. The record is from RefSeq and is a predicted model, not a curated record. The transcript is spliced from 4 exons. Gene Ontology annotation, cellular component: endoplasmic reticulum membrane. Gene Ontology annotation, biological process: triglyceride biosynthetic process.